Molecule: messenger RNA, 1170 nt
Organism: Lathyrus oleraceus (garden pea)
Lineage: Eukaryota; Viridiplantae; Streptophyta; Magnoliopsida; Fabales; Fabaceae
Exons: 7
Coding region: 151-1002 (283 amino acids)
Cellular component (GO): transcription repressor complex
Source: RefSeq, a predicted model, not a curated record
CUUUCUCUCUUUUAUUAAUUAUUUUCCUUUCCCUCCUUUUUUUCUCCAAUCUUCACACAAUAAAAUUACAACACAAUCGAUACUCCAAUGCUUCUCAGAAAAUUUUCAUCUUCAUAAUAAUCAUCACAGUUCAGUUCAAGAUCGCAAACGAUGUCGUUAGAUCCAGCUGCAACCGCCACAACCGCCACAACCGCUACAACUCCAAGACCUAUUUCGCCAUUCCCAAAUCCAAACUCGAAACCGCACCAUCACUACACAUCGCAUUCUCAUCAGCAACAACAGCAACAACAACAAACCCUUCCUCUUCGUACUCCAAUUCCAUUUCAUUACCCGUUCCCUUCUCCCUCGCGCGCCGCCGCUAAUCACGCUGUUGGCGGUUAUCCGCCUCCGCCUCCGCCGCCGCUUUUGUAUUCUCACGGAGGUGGUGUUCGCGGUAUGAAUUUGGAUUAUCUAAGUCACGCCUUGCACGUGACUAGACCUCUUUCUCACGUGCAGUUUCCUCAUCUUGCUGCUGCUGCUACUUCCUCGCCUACCGUUAAAGGACACCUCAAGGUUACUGGUAGAUCUGCGGUUUCUGAUGUCAAUGGUCAUAAGGAUGCAAGUGCGAGAGAAAGAAGCAGAGAUGACACACUUACUGUUGUUAGAGACCGAAAAGUCAGAAUAACAGAGGAUGGUUCUCUAUAUGCACUCUGUAGGUCAUGGUUGAGAAAUGGUGUAAAUGAAGAAAGCCAGCCACCACAGAAAGAUGCAACGAUGGCACUUCCCAAACCAUCACCUGCAUCUAUAGUGGACACCUGUACCUCAAACAAGAAAGAUGAUGAAAAUGACGAAGAUGAGCAAGAAGAGGACGAGAAGUCUGUUGAGCACUUAUCGACACAAGAUCUAUUGAAGAGACAUAUCAAGCGUGCAAAAAGGGUUAGAGCACGUUUAAGGGAAGAACGGUCGCAGCGCAUUGCAAGAUACAGAAGUAGGCUAAGGCUUUUGGUUCCUCCGCCGGCCUGAACAGUUUAGAAAUGACACUGCUGGGUAUUGACCUUGCUGACUCUAAAGAUUAGGGUUACUAGAUGAAUCUUCACUGUAAUGUAUUGAAUUUAAAAUCGUUUGCGGUUCCUUGAAAAACAAGGUUUAUCCUGUGUAAAAAUCUAAUAAGAAAUGGAUCUAGAUUUUACA